GAGAACUGGACCUACUCUACAAGUUGUCAGCUGCUGGCCGGAGCAAUUCGAAUGUGUGUCGUAACCUUCACCGGCUGAUUCAGAGAGAGGGCCUCUCGGUGGCUGUGGAAAUCAGCUUUGUCAACACGGUUGUACGCAAGCGAAGGCCACUUGUGAAAAAGGUGGAUGUGUGCUAUCCAGUGAUCUACCCCAGCUCAUGGAUGAAGUUCCUACUGCAGAAUCACAGCUACCUUAUCCUAGGCGGCCUGGAACUCGAGAAACUGCAGGAAUGGCAAGCAAUGCUUACUGAGUUUUGGACUUUGCACAAGCUUUACGAUCAUGAUGGUGCACAUGUGAUGAGUGGGUGCGAUGCGGCCCCAGCCCACCUCACAGUGGAGACAUCUGCGGGACCUAUCAACAUCCACUUUGCCGUCGUCGGCAUCAAAGGCGAUUGGGUGUACUUGAGGAAGGAAUGGUUCAACAUGUCCUCCGAUGCCCCGUGGCGGAGUGGUGGUAAGGGCCCGACACCUUUCAAGAGAU
Messenger RNA from Symbiodinium necroappetens, 519 nucleotides. Lineage: Eukaryota; Dinophyceae; Suessiales; Symbiodiniaceae. The record is from the annotation of a GenBank genome assembly.